This is a messenger RNA of Gracilinanus agilis (Agile Gracile Mouse Opossum), 942 nucleotides long. Its product is annotated as putative olfactory receptor 5AK3. Gene Ontology annotation, biological process: sensory perception of smell; G protein-coupled receptor signaling pathway. NCBI's taxonomy places the organism in Eukaryota, Metazoa, Chordata, Mammalia, Didelphimorphia, Didelphidae. The record is from RefSeq and is a predicted model, not a curated record. Gene Ontology annotation, cellular component: membrane. Gene Ontology annotation, molecular function: olfactory receptor activity; odorant binding; G protein-coupled receptor activity. The transcript has a single exon. Bases 1 to 942 code for a protein of 313 amino acids.
AUGACUCAGGCAAACAGCACAAUGGUGACUGAAUUUAUCCUGCUGGGAUUUACUAUCAGACAAGACCUGCAGUAUGUCCUGUUCCUUCUGUUUUUCUUUGUCUACGUCACAUCUCUAGUGGGCAAUGUUGGUAUGAUUCUGCUCAUCAAGUUUGACUCCCAUCUUCACACUCCCAUGUACUUUUUCCUCCAAAACUUGGCUUUUGUUGACCUCUGUUACACCUCUGCUAUCACUCCAAAGAUGUUGCAAAACUUCCUGGUGUCCCACAAGUCAAUCUCAUUCUCAGGAUGUCUGAUCCAAUUAUUAGUUUAUGCUACAUUUGCUACUGCCGAUUGUUACCUUCUCGCUGCCAUGGCCCUAGACCGUUAUGUGGCCAUUUGUAACCCCCUGCACUACUCAAUGGUCAUGUCUCAGAGGGCCUGCAUCCAGCUGGUUGUUGGGUCUUAUAUUAUGGGAACCCUGAAUGCUUCCAUCCAUACAGGUUUUACUUUUUCUCUCUUCUUCUGUAAUUCCAAUACUAUCAAUCAUUUUUUCUGCGAUGUGCCCCCACUCUUGGCCCUUUCUUGUUCUAGAAUUAAUAUUAAUGUCAUGUUAUUAAUUGGCUGUGUGGGCUUCAAUCUGAUGAUCACAUUGCUAGUUGUGUUCUUCUCUUAUGUUUACAUACUGUCCGCCAUCUUGAGGAUGCGUUCUGCUACAGGGAAACGCAAGGCCUUCUCCACUUGUGCCUCCCAUCUGACAGCUGUCACAAUUUUCUAUGGGACACUAGUUUAUAUGUAUUUACAGCCUUCUUCCAGUGAGUCUCAGGAGAAUGAUAAAAUAGCCUCUCUGUUUUAUGGCAUCAUCAUCCCCAUGCUAAAUCCUCUGAUCUACAGCCUGAGGAACAAGGAGGUCAAAGAGGCCCUGAAAAUGAUGGGCAAGUCUUGCUUAAUAUGCAAGUUCUGA